CCUUUUCCGACUCCUUUCUGUUUUCCACUGAUUUAUACGAUAGUAACACCCCCCCCCACAUCCCCCAAGUCUCUCUCUCUCCCCCCCUUCAAAUUCCUUUCAGAUCUGGUUCCGGAGCGCCAUAAUCCGCGGUUUCAGUGAAAUGCUUGUCGAUUGUCUGCUUGUCUGCUCCAAAUCCCCGUGAAUUUCGCUUGAACCGAGGCUUCCUUUGGUUUUUGUUUCGAAAAUGGUGAUCGUUGGUCCGAUAACUCCUGGACAGGUGUCGUUUUUGCUUGGAAUCAUACCUGUAAUUGCAGCUUGGAUAUAUUCUGAGUUCUUGGAGUACAGGAAAAGUUCAGUAGAUGCCAAACUUAGGCUCUCAGAUGUGAAUUUGGUCGAAUUGGGGAAUGGCACAGUUAAGGAAGAUGACAGAGCUGUUCUGUUAGAGGGGGGAGGUCUCCAAUCAGCCUCUCCUAAAUCUCGAAGUUCGCCUGCUACAUCUCCAAUUUUCAGGUUCUUCUUGAUGGAUGAGCCUUUCUUAAUUGAAAAUCGAUUGAUACUUCGAGCCAUAUCUGAAUUUGGUCUUCUUAUGAUGUAUUUUUACUUGUGCGACCGUACUGAUUUCUUUGACUCAGCAACAAAGAGUUACAAUCGGGAUCUCUUCAUAUUUCUCUACUUCCUUCUCAUCAUAGUUUCGGCAAUAACUUCUUUCAAGAUCCACCAUGAUAAGUCACCAUUUUCAGGGAAAUCCAUACUGUAUUUAAAUAGGCAUCAAACUGAAGAGUGGAAAGGUUGGAUGCAGGUGCUUUUUCUGAUGUACCAUUACUUCGCGGCAACAGAAAUCUAUAAUGCCAUCCGAGUUUUCAUUGCUGCAUAUGUGUGGAUGACUGGAUUUGGGAACUUUUCAUAUUAUUAUGUCCGCAAAGAUUUCAGCCUUGCAAGAUUUGCCCAGAUGAUGUGGAGGCUUAAUUUUUUGGUAUUUUUCAUCUGCAUUGUCCUCAACAACAGUUACAUGCUAUACUACAUUUGCCCCAUGCACACCCUUUUCACUCUGAUGGUUUAUGGAGCGCUUGUUAUUCUGAACCAAUACAAUGAGAUUGGGUCGGUCAUUGCUUUAAAAAUCAUGGCUUGCUUCUUGCUAGUUAUCCUAAUAUGGGAAGUGCCUCGAGUGUUUGAAUUGGUUUGGAGCCCACUGACAUUCCUUCUUGGUUACACUGACCCAAACCCCUCAAAAUCUCACCUGCCCCGCUUGCAUGAGUGGCAUUUUCGUUCAGGCCUUGAUCGCUACAUAUGGAUAAUUGGGAUGAUAUAUGCUUAUUAUCAUCCAACAGUUGAAAGGUGGAUGGAGAAGCUGGAAGAAACAGAAGCAAAGUGCAGAAUAUCAAUAAAAACAGCCGUUGCUCUGAUAUCUUUAACGGCAGGAUAUCUCUGGUUCGAGUAUAUCUACAAGCUAGACAAGAUUGCUUACAACAAAUACCAUCCAUAUACCUCAUGGAUUCCAAUAACGGUGUACAUAUGUUUGCGGAAUGUCACCCAGCAUUUUCGUAGCUACAGUUUGACACUUUUUGCAUGGCUUGGGAAGGUAACUUUAGAGACCUACAUCUCACAAAUACAUAUCUGGUUAAGGUCCGGUGUUCCAGAUGGUCAGCCAAAAUUGUUGCUUUCUCUGAUCCCAAACUAUCCAAUGUUGAAUUUUAUGCUCACUACUUCCAUAUACGUUGCGAUUUCUUACAGACUCUUUGAACUGACAAAUACAUUGAAAACGGCGUUUGUGCCCAGUAAAGACAGCAAGCGCCUUGUCCACAACAUGGUUACAGCAGUAGCAGUCUCAAGUGUUUUAUACUUUUUGUCUUUUGUAUUCCUGAAAGUCCCUCAGUUUUUGGUUUGAGCAUUUGAAUACGUAAAUAUAAUACAGAAGGCGAUUGGCUUCUGUAGAAGUUCUCCGAGCAGAAGAGUACCAUUCUGCUGCCAAAAACCAAUUGGAAUAUGGAAUCUUCUGCUGCUUGGCACGUCCUUAUUGAGGGAAAAGCAGGUUUUUUGGACAUAUUUUGUAUCGUAGAAGUUGGGUAAUGGAUAGAUAUAAACUCCAAACAAAGGGUUGUGUUUUUUCAUUGCCUUAAUUGUUACAGCUAUAGUAAAAUGAUGCGGAGCACAAUUUAAGUUUAUAAAUUCAGAUCCGUAUCCGAUAGAUUAAUUGUA
Juglans regia (Persian walnut) is the source of this 2178-nucleotide messenger RNA. Its product is annotated as protein REDUCED WALL ACETYLATION 2-like. The record is from RefSeq and is a predicted model, not a curated record. Gene Ontology annotation, biological process: plant-type secondary cell wall biogenesis; xyloglucan metabolic process; xylan biosynthetic process. Gene Ontology annotation, cellular component: Golgi apparatus. Bases 227 to 1867 code for a protein of 546 amino acids. Gene Ontology annotation, molecular function: acetyltransferase activity. The transcript is spliced from 16 exons. Lineage: Eukaryota; Viridiplantae; Streptophyta; Magnoliopsida; Fagales; Juglandaceae.